CAGCUAGCCAUUGAAUUACCUUUGCCUUGAAGCUUGGCCUUGGAUUAACGGUACAGCAAGAGAAAUAUCUACGAAAAUGAGUGCAAGUGCAGAGCAAGAGGAUUUUGAGGCACAAGUGACUGACUCUAUCCUAGAUGAAGAAGACGACAAGGUCCAGAAAACAGCUGACAAAGCAAUAGGCAGGUCCAGGUCUCGAUCCACCAGCAAGCAUAAAAGUAAAUCGUAUCGUUCCAGGUCAAGAUCCAGGUCUAGGUCUAGGUCCAGAUCCCGGUCUUAUUCAAGAUCAAGGCGUAGGAGGCAUCGUUCUCGCAGUCAUGAUCGACAUGACCGUUAUGGAGGUCGACAUAGAUCCUCUCGCUAUAGAGAAGGUAGAAGCCAUAGUCGUUCCCCAAUGUCCAACAGACGUCGUCACCAUGGAGACAGGGAAAAUCCCAAAGAAUCGUCCUGCCUUGGUGUGUUUGGACUCAGCCUGUACACGACAGAACGUGACCUGAGGGAUGUGUAUGAACACUACGGAACUCUGACCAAUGUCAAUGUUGUCUAUGAUCAUCAGACUGGAAGAUCAAGAGGUUUUGCAUUUGUGAUGUUCACAAGCACAUCUGAUGCACGGGAGGCUCGUGAGAGUACAAACGGAAUUGAAGUAGACGGUCGUCGCAUCCGGGUAGAUUACUCUAUCACCGAGAGGGCUCAUACUCCUACACCAGGGGUCUACAUGGGAAGGCCUACAGGAAACAAGCGAGAUAGGGAACGGAGUUACCACCAGAGGGGGUACCAUCGCUCCCCAUCACCACACUACUACCGACGGUCCCCAUCCCCGUACUACAGACGUAGCCCUUCACCGCACUACUACCGCCGCUCACCGUCCCCUUAUUACCGUCAUCACCACCACCACAGCAGUAGUAGCAGGAGACACAGCUAUUACCCCAGGGAUCGUUCUUUCUCGCCAAGUCGAUACUAACAACAAAGAGCACUUUCUGCAUUCUGCAUUGACCAAGCUUUAUCAUCUUGUGUUUUGUAAACUUAUUCAUUUUAGUAACGUCUUAUGAUUUUUUUAAUCCAUUGUUCUUAAUCCUUCAUCCUCCAAUUAAGGGAUCAUCUUAAAAUAUCAAGUAAUUCAUAUCCAUAUUAAGUGAUCAUCUCAGAUUACAAACUCAAGUUUCGGUUAUACAUUUUACAGUCAUAAUGGCCCUUAUUCAGAACUCUGGUGUGACUCAAAUCACGGUGUUAUGUUAUGGUUUGUCUAUGGGUAGCCAAAUAGGGUGUUAUGGUUUAUCUAUGGGUAACCAAAUAGGAUGCAAAUUUCCAUUACUGUAUGUAAUUUAUUAUCAUAUUUGCCACUCAAAGCAUUACAAACCAGUUCAAAAUGGUCAGAAAGAAUAUUUUUCUUCACCAUAAAAACAGUGGAUAGUUCCCAGUAAACUCACAAGAAGCUCUGAUAGAUUCUCACACUGUGGUUUAGGUUAAUCUGGAGUACUCAAUAUGGGCCUAUUGAUUUAUAUUUUAGUUUUAUAUACAGACCUGGGCUCCGUAACACAAAGGUUUGCGAUGAAUCGCAAAUAUGAAAGAACCGCAGUGAUUGGUCCCUGGUCAGUAUUUUAAACCUAAUGGGCGUGUAACAUUGAUAUUGAUUGGUCAGUUCAUAUAGCGAUUGAUCGCUAAUCUUUGUGUUACAGAACCCUGUAUAUAUUUUUUUUCACCUCAGAUGCAUUGAUAUUUUUAUCUAUUUUACACAAGUCCUAAAACCUUCCCAGAUUUUUCAGUUUGCUGAUUUUGUAAUUACAAUAAUUGAUCUCAUUCUCUAUAUCUUCAUAUUGUGUGCCAAUUUGUUUGAUAACAAUUUAGUCUGACCCAUGUUAUGCAGUUACAUGGACUAAAUGUAGACCAAAUUGGGAUUAAGUAGAUUAGCAAAGCCUGCAUUGGAAUCAUAGAAGAUGCUGAAGGGGAUUAGUGGUGAUCUGUUUCUAAUCAAUUUCUCUGUUUUAUUUCUCCAUCUAUUGAAUUCAGAUUGGGAGAACAAGAUGUGAUCUCAAGUCAGAAUAAGAAGAUAAAUAAUAUUUAGAAGAAUUGAAGAACAAUCAAGAAAAGGUUUUAAGAAGACAAAGAAAGUCAUUCAACCGAAGAAUUUUGGCAUUUUCUUAGAAGAGGAGAUUUUACCGUUGAAGAGAGCAGGAUAUGGUAUCAAUUAAAAAAAAAGAUUGACAAAAAUCUUAGAUUUGAAGAACAAUCAAGAAAAAAUGUUUGAGGAUGAUAAAAGGAAUCAUUAAAACUGAAGAAUUUUGGCAUUUCUUCAGAAGAGAAGAUAUUUUAUUUUUGAAGAGCAGGAUGUGAUAUAAAUUCAGAAAAAGAUUGUGAAAAUAUAGAAGAUUUGGAGAAGAACUAAGAAAAAAUUAUUUGAGAAGAUGAAGAAAGGAGUCAUUAAACCUGAAGAAUUAUGGCAUUGUUUUCGGAAGAGAAGAUAUUUACUGAUGGAAGAAAUGAACAAGAAAUGCACUGCAAUCAAGAUAUAUGAAAAGAAGAUUUUUAAACCUCAACCGGAAUCUGCCAGAGCUUAGAAGAUUCUUAAAUGCAAAUAUAAAAAUUUAAAUCUGAAGAAAAUGAAGGUCGGUCAUGUCAAGAAGAUGUUUUCAGAAAUUUUCAAGAUGAUUUUCAUUCUUACGAAGAGUAGAAGAUGGAAAUUACCAAACGAAUUUGAAGAUGAAGAUCACCAAUAAAAAAGGGAAGAUUACCCAACAUGAGAUUGAUAUGAUCUAAAGCAUCACUCAUUAAAGCUGCAAUUGAGAAGUAAGAAGUUAUCAAAAGAAGUUAGAAUGAUAAGAUACACAGUGAAGUUAAGAAGAUGUUUGAGUUCAUCUGGUUCAAGAUGAAGUUUGGAGAUGACAAGGUCCAAGUUAAUAGGUUGAAGGUUAUAUGGUUCAAGAUGAAGUUAUGAGAUUGAAGAUUUACUGGUAGAAGAUGAAAGCACAAUGUUGAAGAUUAUCUGGCACAUGAUGAUCUCAUGCAAGAUGUAAUUAAGAAGUUGAAGAUCAUAAGAUACCAUAUGGAGUAAACUAAAAGUUCAAGAUCAUCUUUCUGGUACAUAGUGAAGAUAAGAAAUUGAAGAUUUCUGAUACAAGUUAUAUUAAGAUGAUGAAGUUUAUCUGAGGUUGAAGAUCAUAAGAUUGAAGAUGAUGUUAAGCCGUACGAUGUUGAGAAGUCAAAGAUUAUCUUGUAGAAGACUAGCUUAAGAAGUCAAAGCCAACCUUGCACAAGGUGAAGUUAAGAAGUUGGAAUGUUUUCUAGCUAGAAGUGAAAUCUUAAGGCUGAAGAAUGUCUGUCAAAAGAUGAAGUUAAGAGGUUGGAUGCAAGAUGUAAUUAAGAAGUUGAAGAUCAAAAGAUACAAGAUCAAGAAACUUGUUGAAGAUUCUCUUAUUCAAGAUGAAGUUAGAUAUGUUGGAGAUUAUGAACUAUGGGAUGGAGUAUAGAAGUUGAAGAUCAUCUGAGAAGUUAAAGAUCUUUUGGUUGAAGACAUUUUGAAGAAGGUUGAGAAAUGUUUAAGGAUGCAAGAAGAA
Molecule: messenger RNA, 3548 nt
Organism: Lytechinus variegatus (green sea urchin)
Lineage: Eukaryota; Metazoa; Echinodermata; Echinoidea; Temnopleuroida; Toxopneustidae
Product: transformer-2 protein homolog alpha-like
Exons: 8
Coding region: 77-958 (293 amino acids)
Biological process (GO): positive regulation of mRNA splicing, via spliceosome
Cellular component (GO): spliceosomal complex
Molecular function (GO): RNA binding
Source: RefSeq, a predicted model, not a curated record